Molecule: messenger RNA, 2139 nt
Organism: Amphimedon queenslandica
Lineage: Eukaryota; Metazoa; Porifera; Demospongiae; Haplosclerida; Niphatidae
Product: proline-rich receptor-like protein kinase PERK7
Exons: 2
Coding region: 162-1967 (601 amino acids)
Biological process (GO): fibroblast growth factor receptor signaling pathway
Cellular component (GO): cytoplasm
Molecular function (GO): transmembrane receptor protein tyrosine kinase adaptor activity; fibroblast growth factor receptor binding
Source: RefSeq, a predicted model, not a curated record
AGGAGGAGUAGCUCAACCUCCUGAUCUCAAAGAGGAAGAGAGUCUGUCUUCGCUCGCUCACUGAAUUGGUUUGUCCGCUACUAGGUACCUGGCCUGUGCCUCCUCGUAGGAGCUGUGAUAAAGCUUAUUAAUCUUUCAUGUCCACCCGUUCUUUAUAGAAAAUGGGUAAUUGUUCGGGUAAGGGCGACGACCAGUUGCAAGAAGGGGAGGAUGGAAUGCAAACAGGUACAUUUACAGUCACCAACAUUAACGAUGACCAUAGACUGGUCCACAAAGGGAAGAUGGUAGUCACAGCCACAGAGUUGAUUUAUAUUGAUAACAAAACAAAGCAAGAGUGGGAGUGGCCUUUCAAGUAUUUGAGGCGGUACGGUUGUGAGGGUAACGUCUUUUCGUUUGAAGCUGGAAGAAAAUGUGCCAACGGUGAAGGAACCUAUGCCUUUAUAUGCAAGAAAGCCAACAUCUUAUUUAACAUGGUUGCAAGGAAUAUAACACAGGGCGGGGUCCAGCCUGACGUCGAUAAUAACAAUGGAACUGUUGAUGAGUUUCCUUUUCCACGUCCACAGACAGUGUCACCCCGCCCACAAGACCCAGAACCUCCUCCCCUGCCUCCGUUUCACCCUCCGAGUCCUCUCCCUCCCGCUCCUCUCCCUGCCCCUCCUCCUCCCGAACCAGACACUGAAACACCACAAGGACCCGAGGACUCUCCUCCCCCUCCUCCACCCAUUCCUCCUCCCGAAUCAACAAAGAACUAUUCUGAUCUCGUCUUCACAAAUGAGUCGUCAGAGCCUGUCCCGUCUGCUGCGGGGGACCAUGCCCCUUACUCAAAGAUCUCGUUCGAAGAGACGGAGAAAUUGAGUAGAGGAGGAGGCAAGAAGAUACCAGUGAAUGACCUAAGAUUAGGAGGAGAGAGGAGACACACUCACGGUGGGUCCACUUCAAGUAAUAAGAAAGUAAGGAAACACAGCAAGAAGUCCCGUUCGCCUUCUUGCUCAUCUAAUUCGAGUGUGAUAGUUGAGGCAGGGCCGAAAUUCCCAUCCGUAUCAGAGAGUAUACUAGAGGCUGGAGGAGAGAGACAGACCAUAACAGAGUCAUCGUAUCAGAACUUGUUGAUAGGAGAGGAAUUGAGAGAAGAAGAGAGGAGAGGGUCGAUUGAUCAGCCGACCUAUUCAAAUAUCGAUAUAAGCACGGGUGAGGUACUACCACCUGAUCAAUCAGUCCCACUGCAGCCUGAGUAUACCAACAUCAACAUUGGGCCAGCACCGUCAAGCAACGGGAGAAUAGGGGCCGGAGAGAUUGUCGAUCAACCGAAUUACGAGAACAUAAAACCCGGGGGCGUGGUAGCGUCCACUCCGAUAUCCACACCGACUCCGAGAUCGGACUAUCUUAACUACACAGUCUCCGGGGACAUGACCACACCUCCUGAUCAACCGAACUACACCAACAUAACGCCCGGCCCUGACGUGGCCACUUCGCUGGAUGCUCCUAAUUAUUUAAACAUAACACCAGGCCCUAAUGUCUCCUCAUCGAUUGAACCUGCUCGUAGUCACACAUACACUCACCAUUCGUUAGACUAUAGACACAGAUCAACGAGCAAUGUUAUAGGAGGAGGGGGAAGUGCUACAAUCAGUGGAGGGGGAGACUCCAUGCAAACUUAUAUAGAACUCGAUAUUUCAAAAUCGUCUCAGUAUGCACAGCUGGACAUAGGAGGAGGAGGAGGAGAGAGUGAGAGGUCUCUGAGGACGAGAGAUAGAGCAAUGUCCUCUUCUGUCAUUCAUAAUCAAAGUGACUCCUCUUUUCAUCAUCAUCCACAGCAGCAGCAGCAAUCAGACUAUACCGUUUUAAAUUUUGAAGCUAUGGCUGCCAUCAAGUCCAUGAGAGAAGAGAUUGAGGAAGAAGUGAAGGAGAAGGAGAAAGAGGCAAAAGAGAAGGCACACGGCAAUAAGAAAGGUGUAAAGAAAGGGAAAUGAAAUGGUUUUUUUUGUGUUUGUAUUUUUGAAAUCAGUAAUCACACUCAUUAUUAUUAUUAUUAUUAUUAUUAUUAUUUUGAUAUUAUUAUUGUUAUUAUUAUUAUCCAUUGCUCUUGUUCUGUUUCUUGUUGUGUUGUAGUUAUUUCCAUGUUGGAUACCGUUUAGUCUCAAA